GCCAGUCUUCUCUCUCUCCUCUUAAACGCGUCUUCUUCCCCACGACUUUCCUCCGCCCCUUUCUCCACGUUCCUCCCAAGAAAGAAACCCCCCUCCUUCUCGACUCACGAUCACACUCAUCCUCUUUUCACAAGGAAAAACCGACCCCGACCCUCCUCACCUAGCGAAUAAAAAUCCGGCCUUUGUCCAUUUCUACGCAGUCCCAGAACAAGAAACGGGGGGGAGAGAUAGGGAGAGAGAGGCGGGUGGGUGGGUGGGGUGAUUGCUGAGUACGAUGAUGCUGAGAUCGUGUUACCGGCCAUUGGAGAGGUGCUUGGGGAGGUUCGGUGGUGGUAAUGGAGAUGGCCUCUUGUGGCACAUGGACUUGAAGCCUCAUGCUUCUGGUGACUACUCCAUCGCCGUGGUUCAAGCCAAUUCAAACUUGGAAGACCAAGGCCAGGUUUUCGCUUCCCCUUCGGUUACCUACGUCGGGGUCUACGACGGGCAUGGUGGACCUGAGGCUUCUAGAUUCGUCAACAAGAAUCUUUUCCCUUAUAUUCGCAAAUUCGCUAGAGAGCAAGGUGGAUUAUCGACAGAAGCAAUAAAGAAAGCCUUUGACGCUACUGAAGAAGAGUUUUUGCAUUUUGUGAAGAGGUCAUUUCCUGCACGUCCACAGAUCGCUUCAGUUGGAUCAUGCUGUUUGGUUGGGGUUAUUUCGAAUGAUGUUCUAUAUGUGGCCAAUCUGGGGGACUCUAGAGCUGUACUUGGCAGGAGAGUUACAGAGGGAGGGAACAAGCCAGUGGCAGAGCGAUUGUCCACAGAUCAUAAUGUCGCCGUUGAAGAGGUAAGGAAGGAGGUUGAGGCGCUUCACCCUGAUGAUUCACAUAUAGUGGUGUACACACGUGGAGUUUGGAGGAUCAAGGGCAUUAUACAGGUCUCAAGAUCUAUCGGGGACGUGUAUUUGAAGAAACCAGAAAUGAACAGGGACCCAUUAUUUCAGCAAUUUGCAAGCCCUAUUCCUUUGAAACGGCCAGUAAUGACAGCAGAACCUUCCAUCAUAAAAAGGAAACUUAAAUCAGAAGAUUUAUUCCUUAUAUUUGCAUCAGAUGGCCUCUGGGAACAGUUAAGCGAUCAAGCAGUUGUGGAAAUCGUCUUCAAGAGCCCUAGAGCUGGGAUAGCCAAGCGAUUAGUGAGAGCGGCCCUUCAGGAGGCUGCGAAAAAGAGAGAGAUGAGGUACGACGACAUCACAAAAAUCGAGAGAGGAAUAAGACGGCAUUUCCACGAUGAUAUUACCGUGAUUGUUGUUUAUCUCGAUCACCAUAAAGAAUUGCCUCUCAGUACAUUAAAGCACAGCGUGAUGAGUUGUACAAGCGCACCAGCCGACAUUUUCUCCCUCAGUGCAGAUGAAGCAGGAGGGGAUCUCCUUCAAGCAAUGUCCAAAGCAUAGAGUUACCCCAGAAAAAAAUGCUUCUAGUGACAACUGACUUUUUGUUUGUUCAUAUUUAUGUCGAUAAGUUUUGCGACAGAGGAAGAAAAUACUGAAGCUGGAGGAACUUGGUCAAUGAGAAAAAUCGCAAGGAACUAGUGUAAAUAGUUCUCUUUUGGUGUUUUCCUUUUACCCUUUUGAGGAGGAAAGCUGGUUUUGGUUUUUUGAGUGAAGUUCCUACCGGACUUGGGCUUGUUCUUGUUCUUGUUCAACACUAUGGUUCUUUAAGAUAGAUUCUUUUUGGAGGGGGAGAAGUAUGACGGUGACAUUGGAGCAUCAUUUUUGUUCGCUGCUUAGCAACCUUGUUGGGGAAUAUGCUGUUCUGAGUGUUCUCGAUUAUUGAAUUGGAUUUGAUUCGGUCA
This is a messenger RNA of Rhodamnia argentea, 1827 nucleotides long. Its product is annotated as probable protein phosphatase 2C 63. The coding region runs from base 275 to 1426 and encodes 383 amino acids. The transcript has 4 exons. Gene Ontology annotation, biological process: protein dephosphorylation. Gene Ontology annotation, molecular function: protein serine/threonine phosphatase activity; cation binding. Lineage: Eukaryota; Viridiplantae; Streptophyta; Magnoliopsida; Myrtales; Myrtaceae. The record is from RefSeq and is a predicted model, not a curated record.